AUGAGCUUCUCUAUCGAGGUGUCCGGCGGCGCCAACCCGCUCAGCUUCCAGGACCUCUGUCGAGCUCUCGAAUUGGCUACCACGGCGCAGGACUAUGCGCAGCGUCAGGCUGCGGAGCAGCAGCUCUCGGCGUGGGAGACGCAUCCCGGGUACUACAGCUCCUUGCAGGCCGUAUACCUUGACAGGUCCCUACCGCUCGAACCCCGGUUCCAGGCCGUCAUCCAGCUCAAGAACGGCAUCGACAAGUACUGGCGGCAGUACGCCCAGGUCAAGAACGGCAUCAAGCCCGACGAGAAGGAUGUGAUCCGCGCCCGUCUGUUCGAGGGCACCGUGGGCGAGCAGGACUCCCGUCUGGCCGAGCACAACGCCUUCGUCGUCGCCAAGGUGGUGCGCAUAGACUACCCGGCCGAGUGGCCCGACGCCCUGGCCCAGAUCAUGUCCCUGCUGCGGUCGUCGCGCGCCGGCGACCAGCAGCACCUCUUCGGCACCCUGCAGAUCCUGCUCCAGGUCGUCAAGGAGCUCGGCUCGGCCCGCCUGCGCAAGUCCCAGACGGCUCUGCAGUCGGUCACGCCCGAGAUGUUCCACGUCCUCACCGAGAUCUACGCCGAGAGGUCGCAGCUCGGUAUCGACUUCCUGUCCAGCAGCCAGGGCGGCGAGCAGGAUGCCUACCAGGCCAUGUCCAACAGCCUCGUCGCCCUCAAGAUCCUCCGCCGCCUCGCCAUGGUCGGCUACGAACACCCGCACGCCGACGCCACCGUCGACAAGUUCUGGGCCAUGUCGCAGAACCAGUUCGGCCAGCUGCUGUCCCUGGUCGGCGGCGACGGGCCGUCCCUGCCCCCCGAGCACUUCCAGAAACUGGCCGGCGGCCAUCUUCUUCAGUUCACCAAGCUGCACAUCGACAUGGCCGAGCAGCACGCCGUCAGCUUUGCCGUCCUCCCCAACACCCUGGCCCUCGUCCACGCCUACUGGGAUCUCGUCGCCAGCUUCUCCGACGUUUUCGCCAGCUCGGGCGGCAUCCGUCAGAGCUCGUCAUCCGGCGGUGCCAAGGCCAAGGCGGAGGGUCCCCUCCUGGAGAAGCUGGCUGUCAAGGGCCUGCUGCUGCUGCGUGCUUGCGUGCGCAUCGGCUUCCAGCCCGUCCAGACCUUCAAGUAUCGGAGCCCCCAGACGAAGGCCGACCAGGCCGCCGCCAAGGAGAUGAUCAGGAACGAGCUUUUCAAGCCGGAACUCGUCGUCGCCAUCGUCAACCGCAUCAUCACAUAUCUCUUCAUCUUCCGCAAAUCCGACCUCGAGGCCUGGGACGAGGACGCGGAGGAGUGGGAGAAGGAGCAGCAGGCCGAGGGCGACGCAUACGAGUGGCAGGUCAGGCCAUGCGCCGAGAGGCUCUUCCUGGAUCUGCUCACCAACUUCAAAGACCUGCUCAUCGGCCCUCUCAUGGAGUACUUCCAGACGGCACAGAACCCCCAGGCCGAUAUCGCCACCAAAGAGGCUGUGUAUACGGCCAUGGGCCUGUCGGCGGCCCAUGUCGUCAACGUCUUCGACUUCGACACCUUCCUGGCCUCGACCGUGGCGCAGGACGCCCAGAAGUCCGGAGACCUCCAGAGGGUGCUGCGACGGCGCAUCGCCAUCCUGCUGAGCCAGUGGGCCCCCGUCAAGCUCGAGGAUAGAAGCCGGCCCAUCGUCUACCACAUCUUCCGGCACUUCCUCGAUCCCGACGACGAGUCCAACGAUCUGGUCGUCAGGAUCACGGCGGCCAGGGUGCUCCGGUGGAUCGCCGACGAGCUCGGGUUCAGCGUCGAGGCCUUCCUGCCCUACACGUCGGACGUGCUGGAGCAGCUGACGGCGCUGAUCCGCAACGUCGAGAUUGACGAGACAAAGCUGGCCAUUCUCGAGUCGAUCCGUAUCAUCGUCACACGCAUGGAGGAGCAGGUUUCGCAGUUUGGCGACCAGCUCAUGUCCAACCUGCCGGCCGUGUGGGACGCCUCGGGCACUGAGGAGUACAUGAUCAAGCAGGCCGUCAUCGCCAUCUUCUCGGCCCUGGUCAUGAGCAUGGGCAGCUCGUCGCAGCGCUACCAGCAUCUCAUGGUGCCUCUGAUCUCCGAGGCGGUGCGUCCCGGUUCGGAUCUGCACAUCCACCUGAUUGACGAGUCGCUGGAGCUGUGGGAUGCUAUCCUCAUGCAGAGCUCGCCCCCGUUGGCGCCCGAGAUUGUCGGUCUCGCCGAGAUGGCCCUCCCGCUGCUCGAGUACGCGUCCGUGACGGCAGGUGCGGCACUGACGGUUUUGGAGUCGUACGUGGCCCUGUCGCCCGGCGCUCUGCUCGAGGACAAGCUCCGGCGGCCGACGAUCACGGCACUGAUGGGCGUGUUUGACUCGAAGAGCCGAGAGCAGGUGCGCACGGCCACGGCGUGCGUGGAGACGCUGAUCCGGACGGCGGUGGACAUGGGCGGCUCCGAAGGCAUGUCGGUCAUGAUGCGCGACCUGGUGGAGACGGGCUUCAUGAAGAAGAUCCUGGGCAACCUGCACGACGCGUGGGAGGCGCACCAGACGACGGGGCCCAAUCGGCGGAUCAGCAAGCUCAACACCAUCACGGAAGGCGACUACCUGGCGAUACUGGCGCGUCUGGCGCUGGCGGAGCCCGGCCUCUUCGUGCAGAUGCUGACUACGUUUGGCAGCCUGGAGCAGGUCUGGGGCUGGCUGUCGGCCGAGUGGUUCAGCCACCUCCACGGCAUGGACCACAUCGAGCACCAGAAGCUGUACCUGCUGGGCCUGACGCGGCUUCUCGAGCUGCCGUCGCCCAUGCAGGAGCUGGCCCUGUCCAGGCUUCAGGACUAUCUGACCAUGUGGAGCAACGUCAUCUCGGACCUGCAGGACGGGGCCGCCAACGCGACCGACUGCCUCAUCUACGGGAGCAGCGCGGCGGCCGAGGCCAGCGAAUACGACACGCCCAAGAUUGUGGCCAUGCGCGAGUCGGCAUACCGGGACCCGGUACACACGGUGCACGCCUACGCGUUCGUCAGGGAGAGGCUGCAGGCCGUGGUGGCACGGAUCGGCGGCGAGGCAGUAUUUGAGGAGCAGUGGGCUGCCAAUGUGGAGAAGCAGUGCAUGGAUGAUUUCCGGUCCGUGGCGAGCCAGAUGGAUCCCUCACAGCUUGCUGCCACCAUCCUGGGGCAACUUGACGACGACCUUACCCCAGGUGCCCCUGCUGCCCAGCGCGACGAGGGCAUCCUUGACGCUCUCGAGCCCGACGUACUCGUGCCCGGUAUACUCGGUGCCCCUGAGCUUACCCCGGGCGACGAGAUCCAUGAUGCCCCUCCAGACGAGGGCGACGGUCUCGGGCUCGUUCCCGGCGUAGGCGCCCCAGUGGAUGCCGACGAGGGAGAUGUUCUUGAGGAGGAACUUGUUGGUGGGGACGCGCUCGAUGGCGCCGGCGGCGAAGCCGACGACGAGGAUGCGCGCGUUCCAGGCGGCGCACUUUGUCGAGGCGUCCACCAGGCCGACGGGGUCGUAGACUAUGUCGACUCCCUUCCGGCCGGGUGUGAGAUCCUUGACCUUUUGGGGCCAGGAGCCGUCGUCGUACGAGACCGUGUGGUCGGCGCCGAACUUGCGGGCCACGGAGAGCUUCGCGGCAGUCGAGGCCGUCGCUAUGACUGUUGCACCGAAAGCCUUGGCCACUUUUUGGCGAGGGGUGAGGGGGUGAUGGGUGAGGGGCGUUAG
Geosmithia morbida is the source of this 3711-nucleotide messenger RNA. RefSeq lists its product as uncharacterized. Gene Ontology annotation, molecular function: small GTPase binding. Lineage: Eukaryota; Fungi; Ascomycota; Sordariomycetes; Hypocreales; Bionectriaceae. The transcript is spliced from 3 exons. Gene Ontology annotation, biological process: protein import into nucleus. Gene Ontology annotation, cellular component: nuclear envelope; cytosol. The record is from RefSeq and is a predicted model, not a curated record. Bases 1 to 3711 code for a protein of 1236 amino acids.